CGUCGUUCGUCUUGUAUACGCAUAGCGAAACACGAAAGCCCUUGUAUCAAAUGGUUUUGCAAGAUUGAUGUAAAACUUGUUGUAUAAAGCCUUUGUUGAAACACAGUACAAGAUUCUAAGGCAUCGAUCUCCAUAUUUAUUUUAUACGAGAACUGCAGCCUGAUAUUCUACACAAGCCAUAAUUGUCUUCGUAUACCUUCUUCAACAAUGACCUCUUCAACCAAGCCCAACCUUCUGCCAUAUUUUCCAGAUGAGAUCCUACUUCAUUGGAUGAGCUUCCUCCCUCCCAAGGACCUCAAGAAUAGUCGCCUGGCCUGCAGGAGAUUUGCUCGCGCCGGAAUUGAACCUCUACUCCAUACCUUGACUCUGACCACUUCUACCCAAAGUCGAUCGGCAUUUUCCAAAGUGAAGGAUGAUGAAGAUGCCAGGAGAUUUGUCCGUAAGGUGUCAAUCGUAAUUCGGCUGCCAGGUGUCUGCUGGCCCACGCUCGCACCCAAGCGAUUGCCAGUUCUUGCGGACAUUGAUCACUUCCCUGCGCUGAAGCAUACUGCGCUCCAGGUCGAAGUGCCCAUGUGUCAAGACAGAAGAUCAUAUCGACUCAUCAUUAAGGCUUUGGGUUUGAAUCCUUCCUUGAGACAAGCCGACUCUCCAUCCUCGAUGCUAGUGUUGUUGCCUUUGGUGUUGACCCAACUCACCCUACACUGUUCGGUGAAUAAUCCAGGUCUAGUGACGUUCCUUCCAACGAAGUGGCGCAUGCCUGGACUCAAGUCUCUCACCCUGGGCAACUUUAUCUUGGGCUCACAUGGACAUGUCGACUGGAUUGUUUCCCAUAAAGAAACACUGAAAGAACUAUAUCUCGACAGCUGCCCACUAGUCCAAUUGGUCGUUCAAAGCGACGAUACAUACGGCGGGCAGGUGAGUAUUGAGGAAAAUCGACGCUUUGAGCGGACUUUCAAAGACAUUACCUCGACGUCCUUGGGAGAUAGCAGAAAUUCGAUGAGGGUGGAACCUUUUACGAAAUCUACGGCCAUUCACCUCAACAGAAGCUGGCGUGAAAUGAUUGCCCACUUCCAUGAAUAUCUUCCCAACCUCGAGAAGUUCGGCGUAACGCAAGGUUCAUGGCAUGUUGGACACUCGUCUGAGCCUCUCAACGGAAGAGAUAAGCAACAUUUGCUUGCCUGGAGGGGUACUUCAGCAUCCGUAUCUUCGCAUUGUAUGCUGAGGAACCAAAGGGGAUCGCGUUGCUUUCACAGGAAAGCGACGGAGAAUUUUCUUUCCAAAAAUGACCCUAUGGUGUAUGUGGUCGAGGAAGUUGGUACGAUUAGGAGCCGUGCGUCGGCAGUGGCUUACCCCAGUACGGUGGAGGAAGACCGUACGGCUAUCAACGACUUCGUCAAGCAUCUUGCGCGGAAGUCGGCCAAUCGGACACAGUACCGUUCGUUCCAGGGUAGCAAUUUCGAGGAACCAUCCAUUUGGACCCCAGUUAAGCCAGAAAGGCUCCUACGCAUGACGUACGCGAGAACGCAUCACGAUAUAUUUCCAUAUCAUCAAGAUUGGGUCCAGAUCAUGAGUUUCUCUGAGCUGUCUCGAAACCCUGUUGAAAGACCCGCAAGGGCAAGCUACAGCUGCGUAUCUUUCUGGCGACCCAGACGAGCAAUUUCGCCGAAUGGGACAGCCCAGAAUCAUCAGUAACAUCGAUUUGCACUUCUAUAGAGGGAGCCUGGCCGUGGGUUACAAACGCAAGCUGAUGUCGAUGGGAGAUUACCUGAGACUCCUCCACGCACCGCCUGGGGCUAUUAUUCUUUUCGAAUGUCACUUUCCUGUUUGGGUGAGACGAGCCAUAUCAUACCAUGUCCAGACGCAUCGGGUUGUUCGAAG
This is a messenger RNA of Cucurbitaria berberidis CBS 394.84, 1878 nucleotides long. RefSeq lists its product as uncharacterized. Bases 208 to 1692 code for a protein of 494 amino acids. The transcript has 3 exons. The record is from RefSeq and is a predicted model, not a curated record. Lineage: Eukaryota; Fungi; Ascomycota; Dothideomycetes; Pleosporales; Cucurbitariaceae. Gene Ontology annotation, molecular function: protein binding.